AGGGACAGUCGGGGCGGUGGGAGCGGCGCGGGGCGGGGACUUUCGUGCUCCGGCUGUCGCAGGCCUUCGAGAGGGCUGAGAAGUCGUGUUCCCAGCGGCAGGGAGGGGAUCCCCGGGCGCCCCCGGGGCAGGCGGGACGGCUCCCUCCGCGCGCCCCUCGCCGCGCCCCGGGCCCGGGCAGCGCUGCAGUGGGCAGUGAGCCCGCUCCCGCAUGAAGGGCUUGGGGCCUUUAACCAUGAAGCACAAGGAUGUGAUAGUAUUGAUCGCCUUCAUUCAUUUAAUGUUUGGAGUCUCUCUGUUUUUCUCUUCACCUAAAGAAAAUCUCCAGGAAUAUUCUGUGCCAUAAUGGAAAUACUGGAAUAAUCAGCCUAAUAAGGUGAUUUCUCCAAAGGAAAUAGCACUCAAAUAUAUCGGUUCUUCUACAUGUAUUAUGAGAAGCUUAAGUGAAAAUGGAACAUGUUAGAAGACAUGAAACAAGGAAAAAUUCUAAAUCUCAAGAUCAUGGGCAGAAAUCUCGAGUUGAUUGGAGGCGGACUAAAAGAAAUAGUAUCUCACAAUUAUUUGAUAGUGAUGAAGAGCUGGAUAGUGAUGAGGAGCUGGAUAGUGAUGAGGAGCUGGAUAGUGAUGAAGAGCUGAAUAGUGAGGAGGAGUUGGAUAGCAAUGAGAAUCUGGAUAGUGUUGAAAGUGUUGACAAUGAUGAAGAGCUUGAGAGUAACAAGGGGCUGGGUAGGAAUAAAAAGCCAGAAAAUGAAAGUGAGUUUAAAUUAACUCAAACUGACAGUGAAGGAAACAAAUGUGACCAUCUCAUUAAUGCUGGCAAAAGUUUAGCAUGUGAAGAAGAAAAGAACAAAACCAAACAUAGAAGUAUUGACUUACCAGAUCAUGAAAAGCAUUCAAGUGAAGAAGAGGAGCAUCCCCACGAACACACUGGACAAAUAAUAGAGGAGGAUUUAGAAGAAGAACACAUCAGGCGAGGGAAGAGAAAAAGGAUCUCCUCUGUGAUGUAUGACAGUGAUGAGAGUGAUGACAGUGAUAUUCUAGUUAAGAAAGUAGGUCUUAAACGUCCACGUAGAGUGGUUGAAGAUGAGUCUUCUUCAGUGGAGAUGGAGCAAAAAAAAAAUGAAAAAGCUUUAGCUGCAAAAAAGCAAGAACAAUUCCAGAAACUGAAAGAACUUUCAAAACUAAGAUCUCGCCGGAGACGCAAUAGUAGUAGAGACUUUGAGGACUCUGGAAAGGAAUCUUGCCCAAGCAGUGAUGAAAGUGAGAAGGAGGAGGAGGAGGAUGAAGAUGAUGAAGAUGGAGAUGAUUAUAUUAUUGAUGACUUUGUAGUACAAGAUGAGGAGGGUGAUGAAGAGAAUAAAAGCCGGCAAGGAGAAAAAUUGACUAUAUCACAACUGAAAUUAGUAAAAAAGAAUUCUCUUUAUUCUUUUAGUGACCACUAUACUCACUUUGAAAGAGUUGUGAAGGCUCUUCUCAUCAAUGCUUUAGAUGAUUCUUUUCUGGGAACAUUGUAUGAUGGUGCCAGGCAAAAAUCUUACGCACAAGAUAUGUUGACAUCUCUUCAUUAUUUAGAUGACCGCUUUAUUCAGCCUCGUCUAGAGAGUUUAGCCUCUAGAAGUCGUUGGAAAGAGCAGUAUAAGGAGCGGGUAGGAAAUUAUUCUAAUGUAAAUAUCCAUUUGAAGAAUCCUGAAAACUGUUCUUGUCAGGCUUGUGGAAUGUACCGCCACUGUAGAUAUUCAGUGCAUUUAUCAGGAAAGUUGUAUAAUACCAGGACCAUGGAAACAGAUGAUUUCAUGUCACAUGAUAAACAGGUGUUUACUGUUGGCAGAAUUUGUGCUAAUCGUACCAGAAUUUAUCAUAAACUGAAACAUUUUAAAUUCAAGCUCUACCAAGAAUGUUGUUCCAUUGCAAAGACAGAAGAAGUUGAGAAUGAACAGGUUAAAGAAACAGUGGAAAGAAUUUUCAGUCAGUCAAAAGAAAGUGGCUGGAUUAAGGAGAAAUAUGGUCAACUUCAAGAAUAUCUCAAUUUUGCGGAUUACUUUCAAGAUGAGAAGUUUGACUGAAUAGUAACACAUUUCCUUCAGAGAAGAUUUUAUAAAUUCUUGUAAAUGUGAAGAUCAUGAGUCUUGUUUCUCUGUAUCAUGUGACAUUUAUAUAUUUUUAUGUAUAUCUUCAUGGCAAAAUAUCGUGUUUAAAACAUAUGUUCAUCUUAAUGUCCAUGAAAUGCACUCUCCUGUCUAAUAAAGCUUUUAUCUACUAUGUAUAGAAAACAUAAGCUUAAUAAUAUUAGAAAUUUUUGAAUUUUAGAAUUUAAGUUUUUAAAUUUUAGAAUUUAAGAAAAUGUAGUUAUGUAACAAUGCCUUUAUAACAGAUGACUAUCAAGUGAAUAAGCUAUUCAUGUCCUGUCAGUUAAGUAGAAAAAUACUGUAUUUUAAAAAUAUAUUUAAACUAACA
Molecule: messenger RNA, 2454 nt
Organism: Manis javanica (Malayan pangolin)
Lineage: Eukaryota; Metazoa; Chordata; Mammalia; Pholidota; Manidae
Gene: CCDC82
Product: coiled-coil domain containing 82
Cellular component (GO): nucleus
Source: RefSeq, a predicted model, not a curated record